Molecule: messenger RNA, 2001 nt
Organism: Arachis duranensis
Lineage: Eukaryota; Viridiplantae; Streptophyta; Magnoliopsida; Fabales; Fabaceae
Product: E3 ubiquitin-protein ligase RSL1
Exons: 3
Coding region: 86-1705 (539 amino acids)
Biological process (GO): protein polyubiquitination; ubiquitin-dependent protein catabolic process; positive regulation of proteasomal ubiquitin-dependent protein catabolic process
Cellular component (GO): cytoplasm; ubiquitin ligase complex
Molecular function (GO): ubiquitin conjugating enzyme binding; nucleic acid binding; RNA-DNA hybrid ribonuclease activity
Source: RefSeq, a predicted model, not a curated record
UUAUCCGCGUGGAAGAAAAAGAAGCACUCACUCACACACUCACUCACUCACUCGCCACGACGACGACGACGACGACGACGACUUCAUGGACUCCGACGACGACCUCCACCGCCUGUUAUUGGAGCAACGCCGUGAGCUCGCCACGGCUGAGGCCAUCGACUCCGAUCUCGAAUUCGCAUACCGACUACAGCUUGAAGAAGCUCUCGCCGCCUCCCUCGCUUCCCUCCCCUCCUCUUCCUCCCCGCAACCACCACCACCACCACCACCACCAACCAACGAUGACAAAAACGACGCUGUUUUGAACGCCACAACGCUCCAGGCGCAAGAACUCGCGAGGGUUGAGCAAGAACUUCGCGACCGCCACCUCAGCGAGGCUGAGGCCCGCAAAACGAGUCUCGAUCUCAACCGUCGCGUCCACGAUCAGAAAGUCGCCAUCGAAAUUCUUAGAAUGCCCGAAGAUGAUUGGGUCGAAUGGGGCGAUAACUUCGAGAAACCCUUCUUCUUCGGGGAGGGUUCUUCUUCUUCGUCGUCGACGAAGAAGAAGAAUACUGGGAAGGGCAAUUUGGAAAUGGACGAAGGCGAUGAUGGUGCGGUUUUUAGGGUUUACUUUAAGGGUUUGGUGAGCAAAGACGAGAAGUUGAAAAACGGAGAGAAGGUUCUGUUGGCUGGGAUUGGGGUUGCGAUUUGUGAUCCUGAAGAUAACUUGAUUCUUGAGGUGCAAAAGCCACUCAUUGGGUGUGGAACGAGCAAGAUUGCUGCUGAUCUUAAGGCUUUGAUCGAAGGCUUGAAUGCUGCGUUCGCUUUGGACUUGAAGCGUGUUCAGUUCUUCUGCGAUUACUAUCCAAUCUUCCAAUUCGUUAGGGGAAGAUGGCCUGUGAAACAGCGGAAGGUUGCUUUGCUAGUCAAUCAGGUGAAUGCGCUACGGAGAAAAUUUACUUACUGUGCUCCAAUGCUUCUCGCAAGACAUGAUGUCAAGUAUGCAUUUAAGCUUGCAAGAGAGGCAAUCGUUUCUCAAUUGACAGCGCCUGCGGACUCUAACGGUAUGAAGAAUCUAAAUGAAACUUGUGUCAUAUGUUUGGAGGAUACCGAUGGCAAUAACUUUUUUUCGGUUGAUGGCUGUCAACACCGGUAUUGCUUUUCUUGCAUGAGACAACAUGUGGAGGUGAAGUUGCUUCAUGGGAUGGUGCCAAAAUGCCCUCAUGAAGGAUGCAAUUCCGAGCUUCAAGUUGACAGCUGCAAGAAAUUCUUGACAAAUAAAUUAAUUGAGACCAUGCAACUGCGAAAGUUGGAAGCUUCAAUUCCAGUUACUGAGAAAGUUUAUUGUCCCUAUCCACGAUGCUCUGCUUUGAUGUCAAAAACUGAGCUUUUUGAGUACUCCAAAAAUCUUAUUGGUGAUUUUGAACAAUCAGGACCUAAGAAAUGUAUAAAAUGCCAUGGUCUCUUCUGUUUUACUUGCAAGGUCCCUUGGCAUAGUGGCAUGAAAUGCGAAGGCUGCUAUCACAUGACUUGCAGGUGUGGCUAUGAAUUCUGCUACAACUGUGGAGCCGAGUGGAAGAACAAGAAAGCAACGUGUUCUUGCCCACUUUGGGCUGAGGACAAUAUUUGGUUUGAGGAUCAUGCGAGGGACUCGGACGAAGAAGAAGAAGAGGAGGAGGAAGAUGACGAAUUUUUUGACUCAGAUUAUUCAGAUGAUGAAUAUUACUAAUAUGUGCCUUCUAGUGCUAGGUCAAUUGUUUCAUGGUGUGAUCUCUGCAUUUCUCAAAUAGUAAUUUCAUCUGCCUAAUCCUCCCUUUUUCUGGUAUUAAUUUGUAAAUUUUUGGAGCUGACUCACAUAUUCUCAAAAUGAAUCAGUCGGAUUUUGGAAAGAAAACAAAAAAUUACUUGCACAUACCUGACUAGCAAAGUGUGAAUAGUCUAUGGAAACCGGUGGGAGGUUUUAGUAAUGUUUGAUUCAAAUUUGUAUACUCUCUUCUUUUUUAAUAUAUUAUAAUCAGUUUUAUA